AUGAAGAGACUAGCAGCUCACUGCUUUGCUGGUUUGUUAAUUUUAUCCCCACUAACUGUGAUUUCCAAUAGCCGGCCUGCUGAUAGUGGUAAGGCAAUUGAAGACGGCAAUUUGGAAGAAAUGGAAGAGGAAAUCCGCCUUAAAAAAAGGAAGAGACGAAGAAAUUUGGAUAAGGAUUCUGGAAAAGAGGGUGGAGAGAAAGCAAAGAAAAGAAGAGGCAGAACUCCUGCAGAGAAGCUAUCACCCAACCCACCUAAAUUGACAAAACAGAUGAAUGCCAUUAUUGAUACUGUGAUAAACUACAAAGACAGUUCAGGACGGCAGCUAAGUGAAGUUUUCAUUCAAUUCCCAUCUAGAAAAGAAUUACCAGAGUAUUAUGAAUUAAUUAGAAAACCAGUGGACUUCAAAAAAAUAAAGGAAAGAAUUCGUAACCAUAAAUAUCGGAACCUCAGUGAUCUGGAGAAAGAUGUCAUGUUGCUGUGUCACAAUGCUCAGACAUUCAAUUUGGAGGGAUCACAGAUCUAUGAGGAUUCCAUUGUUCUUCAGUCUGUAUUCAAAAGUGCACGACAGAAGAUUGCCAAAGAAGAGAGUGAGGAUGAAAGCAACAAAGAUGAUGAUGAUGAUGAAGAAGAAGAAGAGGAGUCAGAGUCAGAAUCAAAAUCAGUGAAAAUCAAAAUCAAGCUGAAGAAGAAGGAUGAAAAAAGCCAGGACAAAGGCAAAGGCAAGAAGAGGCAAAGCCGAGUAAAAGCCAAGCCUGUUAUGAGUGACAAUGACAGUGAUGAGGAUCAAGAUGAAAAC
Falco peregrinus (peregrine falcon) is the source of this 798-nucleotide messenger RNA. RefSeq names its product probable global transcription activator SNF2L2. Gene Ontology annotation, cellular component: RSC-type complex. The transcript is spliced from 6 exons. The record is from RefSeq and is a predicted model, not a curated record. Lineage: Eukaryota; Metazoa; Chordata; Aves; Falconiformes; Falconidae. Gene Ontology annotation, molecular function: protein binding. Gene Ontology annotation, biological process: chromatin remodeling. The annotation marks the transcript as partial.